Myotis davidii is the source of this 1830-nucleotide messenger RNA. RefSeq names its product dystrophia myotonica protein kinase (gene DMPK). Bases 254 to 1792 code for a protein of 512 amino acids. The record is from RefSeq and is a predicted model, not a curated record. Gene Ontology annotation, biological process: peptidyl-threonine phosphorylation; actomyosin structure organization. NCBI's taxonomy places the organism in Eukaryota, Metazoa, Chordata, Mammalia, Chiroptera, Vespertilionidae. Gene Ontology annotation, cellular component: cytoskeleton; cytoplasm. The transcript has 15 exons. Gene Ontology annotation, molecular function: ATP binding; protein serine/threonine kinase activity.
GCGGCUGAGGCGGCUCCAGCAGCUGGUGCUGGACCCCGGCUUCCUGGGGCUGGAGCCCCUGCUCGACCUUCUCCUGGGCGUCCACCAGGAGCUGGGUGCCUCCGACCUGGCCCAGGACAAGUAUGUGGCCGACUUCUUGCAGUGGGUGGAGCCCAUCGCGGCGAGGCUUAAGGAGGCCCGGCUGCAGAGGGAGGACUUCGAGAUCCUGAAGGUGAUCGGACGCGGGGCGUUCAGCGAGGUCGCGGUCGUGAAGAUGAAGCAGACGGGCCAGGUGUACGCCAUGAAGAUCAUGAACAAGUGGGACAUGCUGAAGAGAGGCGAGGUGUCGUGCUUCCGCGAAGAGAGGGAUGUGCUGGUGAACGGGGACCGGCGCUGGAUCACGCAGCUGCACUUCGCCUUCCAGGACGAGAACUACCUGUACCUGGUCAUGGAGUACUACGUGGGCGGGGACCUGCUGACGCUGCUGAGCAAGUUUGGGGAGCGGAUCCCGGCCGAGAUGGCGCGCUUCUACCUGGCGGAGAUUGUCAUGGCCAUAGACUCGGUGCACCGGCUGGGCUAUGUGCACAGGGACAUCAAACCGCUGGUGGCUGUGGGCACCCCCGACUACUUGUCCCCCGAGAUCUUGCAGGCCGUGGGCGGCGGGCCGGGGCCGGGCAGCUACGGCCCCGAGUGUGACUGGUGGGCCCUGGGCGUGUUCGCCUAUGAAAUGUUCUACGGGCAGACGCCCUUCUACGCCGACUCCACGGCUGAGACCUACGGCAAGAUCGUGCACUACAAGCCCCAGAUACCUAGCAAGGGGCAAAAUUGGGCCGAGGAGGCCCGCGACCUCAUCCAGCGGCUGCUGUGUCCCCCGGAGACGCGGCUGGGCCGGAACGGAGCAGGCGAUUUCCAGAAGCAUCCUUUCUUCUUCGGCCUCGAUUGGGAUGGUCUCCGAGACAGCGUGCCUCCGUUUACUCCGGAUUUUGAGGGUGCCACCGACACGUGCAACUUCGAUGUGGUGGAAGAUGGGCUCACUGCCAUGGAGACGCUGUCAGACAUGCGGGAAGGCAUGCCGCUGGGUGUCCACCUGCCUUUUGUGGGCUACUCCUACUCCUGCAUGGCCCUCAGGGACGAUGAGGUCCAGGGCCCCAUGCCCAUGGAACUGGAGGCCGAGCCGUUGCCUGAGCCACCUGUGCAAGUGCCCAGCCUGGAGCCCAGGGUGCCCCCACUGGAGGAAAAGGCUGAAGUGGCAGUUCCAGUGGCAAUCCCAGCGGAUGUGGCAGAGGCCGAGGUGACCUUGCAGGAGCUCCAGGAGGCCCUGGAGGAAGAGAUGCUUACGCGGGAGAGCCUGAGCAGGGAGCUGGAGGCCAUCCGCACGGCCAACCAGAACUUCGCCAGUCAACUCCGCGAGGCUGAUGCCAGGAACCGAGACCUGGAGGCGCACAUCCAGCAGCUGCAAGAGCGGAUGGAGGGGCUGCAGGCGCAGGCGCAGGGAGCGGCCGCUGUCACGGGGGUCCCCAGUCCCCGGGCCACGGAUCCACCUUCCCAUCUAGAUGGCCCCCCGGCCGUGGCUCUGGGCCAGUGCCCGCUGGUGGGGCCAGGCCCCAUGCACCGCCGCCACCUGCUGCUCCCUGCCAGGGUCCCUAAGCCUGGCCUAUCGGAGGCGCGUCCCCUGUUCCUGUUCGCCGCUGCUCUGGCUGGUACCGCCGCCCUGGGCUGCACUGGGUUUGCGCCGCCCAGGAGCCGUCUUCGUCCCCUGAACUUUAGAGCCCCGGCCCGUCCUCCACUCGGGCCCCGCUGGAGGGUUGGGUGACGCGCACUCGGCCCAGAAGCCACUCACAUCGCCUCCGG